Sorex araneus (European shrew) is the source of this 5723-nucleotide messenger RNA. It is a transcript of the gene PALLD, whose product is annotated as palladin, cytoskeletal associated protein. The record is from RefSeq and is a predicted model, not a curated record. The coding region runs from base 148 to 3690 and encodes 1180 amino acids. The transcript is spliced from 21 exons. NCBI's taxonomy places the organism in Eukaryota, Metazoa, Chordata, Mammalia, Eulipotyphla, Soricidae.
UAACAAAGUAUGUUUGUAGGCAGAAAAUCCUGGACCUGUGGACCAGAAAAAAAUUAAGAAGCGUUUAAUAAGACCGUGGCGUGUGCAGGUUCCCCGGGCCCGGCCUUCCUGUUGCAAGUGGCCGCAGUGCAUGAGGACCGGUCAGCGAUGUCAGAAGCUUCCUCCCACGACUCCUUCUACGACUCCCAGUCGGACCUGCAGGAAGAAGGCAAGAGCACCGACUUCUUCCCCGAGCUCUCGGCUUUCCUCAGCCAGGAAGAGAUAAACAAGAGUCUCGACCUGGCCCGCAGAGCCAUCGUCCACUCGGAGCCUGAAGACGGGGACUCGGAAAGGGAGAUCUCGCAGAUUCUCAGCCCCUCUCCUGGCAGUCUCGGUGACAACCCCUCCUGCCAGCAGUCCCCGCCGGCCGAGCCGGCGUCUGCGGGGACAGAGCGGGACCCGGGGCCCACCCCCGGCCGGCCUCUGCCCCCGGAGCAGACGGGGAGCAGCUCCCCUCACCUGUGCAAGGGGAAUCCGGCCCUGUCCCCGCUGCUCGCCAGCCCCAGUUACAUCCGGAGCCUGCGCAGGGCUGACAAGCGCGGUGCCAAGGCUGCCCCGCCGGGGCCCGCGCAGGCCUGCCCGGGGAAGGCCGGUCCCCAGAGCCAGCUGUGCGACAGGGCGGCCAGCUUCAUCGACGAGCUGACAUCCAUCUUCAGAGAAGCGGCCAAGCCGAGAACCAGAAGCCCCAACGGGGAGUCUUCCUCCCCGGACAGCGGGUACCUGUCUCCCAGAAAUCAGCCCUCGGCCCUGCGGAGCGCCUUGGCCAGCCAGAGCCCCACGCAGGAGCAGCAGCAGGACGGGGAGGCCGAGGCCAAGGUGGCGGCCGAGGCCAGCCCCUGCUACCACCAGGCCGAGCAGGCUCCGGAGGGACCACCCAGCCCCAGGGCUUCGCUCCCGCAGGCCCAGAUGCAGCCCCUCCAGCUCCCGUCCGCGCCGCGGUUCAUCCAGAAACUGAGGAGCCAAGAAGUGCAGGAAGGAAGUCGAGUCUACUUGGAGUGUCGCGUCACUGGCAGCCCAGCUCCCCGCGUCAGAUGGUUCUGUGAAGGAAAAGAGCUGUCUAACACCCCCGAUGUUCAAAUCCGCGCUGAAGCGGGGGUGCACACCCUGACCAUAGCAGAGGCCUUUGAGGACGACACAGGCCGCUAUUCCUGUCUGGCUACAAACCCCAGCGGCUCUGACACAACAUCUGCAGAGGUGUUUGUUGAAGGUACGAGUUCAACAGAUUCAGACAGUGAAAGUUUAGUUUUCAAAUCAAAAGCUGGAGCUAUGCCACAGGCUCAAAAGAAAACAACUUCUGUUUCCUUGACAAUCGGAUCAUCAUCUCCAAAGACUGGAGUGACUACAGCUGUGAUUCAACCAUUAUCUGUCCCUGUUCAACAGGUUCACAGUCCAACUUCGUAUCUCUGCAGACCUGAUGGAACCACUUCUGCCUUCUUUCCUCCUGUUUUUACAAAGGAACUGCAGAACAUAGCAGCAUCGGAGGGUCAGGUGGUGGUUCUGGAGUGCCGUGUCCGAGGAGCACCCCCUUUGCAAGUCCAGUGGUUCCGACAAGGGAGUGAAAUCCAAGACUCUCCAGAUUUCCGAAUCUUGCAAAAAAAACCUCGAUCCACAGCUGAACCUGAGGAGAUCUGCACCCUGGUGAUCGCUGAGACUUUCCCUGAAGAUGCAGGAGUCUUUGCAUGCACGGCACGAAAUGAUUUUGGAUCUGUCACCAGCACUGCUCAGCUUCUUGUCACCUCAGCCAACACUGAAAACUGUGGCUAUGACUCAAUGGGAGAACCCAACAAUGAUCACUUCCAGCAUUUUCCACCUCCCCCGCCCAUUUUGGAGACAAGUUCCUUUGAGUUGGCUUCAAAGAAACCAGCUGAGCUUCAGCAGGUGAACAGCCCUGAGUUUGGACUUAGCAUGGCAGCCCUUCAAAUGCAAUUCAGUUCUGCUGAGAGUGAAACUAAUGGAGUCCACCCCAACCAUGUGGUAAAUGGACUGAUUAACGGCAAAGCUAACACCAAUAAAUCUCUUCAAACACCAGCUGUCCUGCUUUCACCCACUAAGGAGCCACCACCUCUGCUUGCCAAACCCAAACUGGGAUUUCCAAAGAAGGUCAACAGAACUGCCAGGAUAGCCUCUGACGAAGAGAUCCAGGGUUCCAAGGACGCUGUCAUCCAGGACCUGGAACGGAAGCUGCGCUUCAAGGAGGACCUCCUAAACAACGGGCAGCCGAGGCUAACCUAUGAAGAGAGAAUGGCCCGUCGAUUACUAGGCGCUGAGAGUGCAACCGUCUUGGCUGUUCCCGAGCCGGAAGAGGAAACAGCCAAUCAGGAAAUUGGGUCUCCUCGGGCUUCGGUAGGGAGUCCUCAGGAUUGCCAAAAGGAAUAUAAAGUCUCCAGCUGUGAACAGAGACUCAUCAGUGAAAUCGAGUAUAGACUAGAAAGGUCUCCAGUGGACGAAUCGGGUGAUGACGUUCAGUAUGGAGAUGUGCCUGUGGAAAAUGGCGUGGCCCCAUCCUUUGAGAUGAAGCUCAAGCAUUACAAGAUCUUUGAGGGGAUGCCAGUAACUUUCGCUUGCAGAGUGGCUGGGAAUCCAAAGCCAAAGAUAUACUGGUUUAAGGAUGGGAAGCAGAUCUCGCCAAAGAAUGACCACUACAUCCUUCAGAGAGAUCUGGACGGGACCUGCUCGCUCCAUACUUCAGCCUCAACCCUGGAUGAUGACGGCAACUACACGAUCAUGGCUGCCAACCCCCAGGGCCGGAUCAGCUGUACUGGACGGCUAAUGGUACAGGCUGUCAACCAAAGAGGACGCAGUCCCCGCUCACCUUCAGGCCAUCCUCAUGCCAGAAGACCUCGCUCUAGAUCAAGGGACAGUGCAGAUGAAAAUGAACCCAUUCAGGAGAGAUUCUUCAGACCUCACUUCUUGCAAGCACCGGGAGAUCUCACUGUUCAAGAAGGAAAACUCUGCAGAAUGGAUUGCAAAGUCAGUGGGUUACCCACCCCAGACCUGAGCUGGCAACUCGACGGGAAGCCCAUCCGGCCCGACAGCGCACACAAGAUGCUGGUGCGUGAGAACGGGGUCCACUCGCUCAUCAUCGAGCCCGUCACGGCCCGAGACGCGGGCAUCUACACGUGCAUCGCCACCAACCGCGCGGGGCAGAACUCUUUCAGCCUGGAGCUCAUCGUUGCAGCAAAGGAAGCGCACAGAGCCCCCGUGUUCGUGGAGAAGCUGCAGAACACGGGCGUGGCUGAUGGGUACCCGGUGCGACUCGAGUGCCGGGUGCUGGGCGCGCCACCACCGCAAAUCUUUUGGAAGAAAGAAAAUGAGUCCCUGACUCACAGCACUGACCGAGUGAGCAUGCACCAGGAUAAUCACGGCUACAUCUGCCUGCUCAUUCAGGGAGCCACAAAAGAAGAUGCUGGAUGGUAUACAGUGUCAGCCAAGAACGGAGCGGGCAUUGUGUCCUGCACUGCCAGGCUGGACGUUUACACCCAGUGGCAUCAGCAGCCACAAAGCACUAAGCCAAAGAAAGUACGGCCCUCAGCCAGCCGCUAUGCAGCACUUUCGGACCAGGGACUAGACAUCAAAGCAGCCUUCCAACCCGAGGCCAACGCGUCUCACCUGACCCUGAACAGCGGCUUGGUGGAGAGCGAAGACCUGUAACCCCAGAGUCUCGCAAAAGCGGAAACAACCAGUGCCUUGACCGACUUGCAUUCCCUCGUCACAUUAUGUAAAGAGCAAACACAUACCUUUGGCUGUAGGGGGAAAAGAACACCAGAACAGUAAUCGCGUUACUUGGUAUACCAAACUUAGAAUUGUAGUAGGUGAUGCUGCAUAAAAAAUGUACACAUUGCACAGAAAACUCACCUUCAUCAUCCAACGGACAACGUUUGGAAUUGCUGUGAUUUAAAGAGGUCUGAAAAGCCAAAUGCUGUAAAGGAGAUCAGUUGUUCUAAGGUAAACACAAUGUUUGUUAUCCAAAGUGCCUUUAAACAUUAGCUCUGGGUGCUGCAUGCCACGGUAAUGUGGGCUGCAUAACAUGAGCGAUUGUACCACAAAUAAUAAACAGAUGAGUCCCCAGGGGCAGUGUAUUCAGACAGCUACCGUGAACCAAGGGAAAAACGGAAGUGGGGAGGACAAAGAAAUCCGAGCAAAUGCCUUGUCUUUGCAAACCAGAAGGAAGGAAUGAUUUCAAUUUUGUGCACAUCAAGUCUUCUAACCGGGCUAGUACCUCUAAUUUUUGACCUUUUCUUUUAUGUGUAGUGAGUGGUCUCUUUUCAUUCUACAUUCGUAGGAAGCUUAUUGACAUCCCACAUUCAAAGGCUAAGUUAAAUAUCAAGAAUUCAGAAUGAAGCAGAACUAAUUACAGUCCAUUCCAAGAAAGGUAUCCAAAGCACCCACAUGACCAAGGCAUAGCAUUUGGAGGAAAGGGGUUUGGCAGGGAAGGGAAAGAAGGGAUUAUUACCAGCACACUAAGACUAUAUUCAUUUAGAGAAACUGGCAGCGAGGGGCAAGAGAUAUGGGCAAGGCCAGGCUUUUCUUGGGUUUUCUUCAAGCACGAAACAAAAUGCGGGUGAAAAGCACCGCCAUUCAGAAGCCAGGGGUCCAGCAUCAAUGGAAAGUCUGGAGCACAUGUACUAUGGACAUGUCAGUGUGUCUUGAAGUCUGCGUCAUAGUUGAAGAUUGCAGGUGUGUAGAGCAAGUUGAAAAUGGAAUGAGACUGCAAGAUUGGCAUAAAUGAGAAACUGCUUGUAGGAGUUAGUCUAACAGAAGGACAUGGAGGCUUAGGGAAGACAAAAACAGAUUUGUGGCAUAAUGCUUUUUUGAGGUUGUUUUUUUUUUUAAAUAGUAGCACCAAGAUUUGGUGAAUGGAAAAUACUAGUUCCGUUCCACACCACCACGCAACCUUGGCUUACAAAGGUGCUAGGUUCCAAGUAGUUUAUAAAGGCAUCAGCAAAGAAGGAUUGUUUUGUUGUUGUCAUUUUUGUUUUUGUUUUUAAUGCAUAUGAUUCUGCAUCAGCUAGAUUGAGUUGAUUCUGACCAGACUUGAUGGUUUUAAGUCGGAACCAAUAACUUUUUAAAGGAGAAGGAAUAAUUUGGCCUACUAUUAUAAAAUAUGAGGCUUUAAUGGUACUUUGCUAUGAAAAGAAAACACUGUAUUCCUUUUGCAAAACACAUUUAUCUUUCACUAUUUAUAAUAAAAAUGCUGCAGAACUCUUAGCUCAGUUACUCAAUUCAAUAUGUAGUGUUUUUUUAAAAAAUAAUUUUAUACCUGUGUACCACCCCGUAUAUUUCAUAUUACUGCUUCACAUGUACAGCUUUCUACUUCGUUUGAAGAACACCAACCUGCCAGGUUUGAAAUGACUAGUAAACUUGGGCACCGAAUGGCAGAUAUAUUAUGCUGAGUGGCACAGCUUUUUUUUGCCACAUUUAUAUGCAUUGCUAAUAUGGAAUUUUAGUUACCAUUCAAAGUCUCUCAUAAACAUAUCUAUAGUGUAGAUGUAUGACUGAUGUCAUAUCUUGCCAAAUUUCUCUGAAUGUGACUUUUUGCUAACUCGCUGGGUUUGGGAUUAAGUAGCAUUAUUUGCCACCUUUUAUGUUGUAUUUAUAAAAUUUAAAAAAAGUAAAGUACUAUCAUUACGAUUUUGGAUUGUUGUGCUGGUGUAAUGUGGUUUUAACAUCAAUAAAUAUUUAAC